Messenger RNA from Ceraceosorus bombacis, 1449 nucleotides. Lineage: Eukaryota; Fungi; Basidiomycota; Exobasidiomycetes; Ceraceosorales; Ceraceosoraceae. The record is from the annotation of a GenBank genome assembly.
AUGUCGGACAGCUACGUGUUCACAGUGGGCAAGCUAGAUGCCGGCAUGGCCAUCUUGAUCGGCGAUCGUGCCAGUCUGAUCGAAUUCCCAAGUUUGCUGCUGCCUCCCGAUGUCACGAGCGGAUCCAUCGUCAAUAUCAGCGUAAAGAGGAACAAGCAAGAGGAGAGGCAGCGCAACGACGACUUUGAUCAGUUGCAGCAAGACAUUCUCUCCACUUUUGGUCUGCACUCACCAGAGUGUGAGUCAGAAUGUGAUGGAAGCGCGCGCGUCCAAGCGCAUGUGUGCUGACGUUUUCACAACGCAUACACCCGCGCAGCUCCUCGUCUGCGGAUCCGCAAUGUGACGCAGACAUCGGUGACGUUGGAGUGGGACAAGCUGUCGCUGGCCUCUGCUACGCUGCUCUCCUUGGACAUUUACAGAUCAGAUCGGUGGACGCCCAUGUCGCGCAGGUUGGCAGCCAUUCCCAAUCCCCUUCACAACACCUCCACCAAACUGAGCGGGCUGGACGUGGAUGCAGAGUACGGCUUCCACCUCGUCUUGCAGACCACCGCAGGCACCUACGCUUCGCAGCCAGUCAAGGUCAAGACGCACAAGAUGACCGACACGCACGGCAUUGCCGUAUGCUUUGGAAACGUCGCGGACUCGCAGCUCGAAGAAGCGGCCAAGGAGCAGCUCAAGGUGAUGGGCGCUAGGUGGACGGAAAAGAUUGCCAUCGACACGACGCACUUUGUCUGCUCAGACCCAAGGAACAGGGGAGCAGCGUCGGAGGGCAGGACAGGUCCUGCACACGGCACCAUGUACCUCAAAGCGACGCAGCUCAGCAUACCGGUGGUGCAGCCGCAUUGGAUCUUUGCCUGCGCUGAGCAAAAGAGGUGAGUGGGGUAUGUGUGUGUGCGACGAUACUAGCUAACACCGUUGGCCUCUCUCUCUCUCUUCAGAAUGGUGCCCAUCUCCAGCUUUUACCUCGACCAAGAGCCUCCGAAUGGUCACGCUGUCAGAGACUCCAUUUCACGUCGAAGGCAGAGUCAGAGCGCUUCGUCUGAGCUAGCAGACGGAGCACGGGAAGGGCCCAGAGCAGAACCGGCAACGCCACAAACGGCGAGCACGGAUGUGACGACACCUGGAGGUAUUCCCAACAUAGACGCCAGCUUGGCAGCUGCCUCGCUGCCUCCCAUCGCUGUGGCAGAGCAAGGGACGGUGGAUGGUGACGCGCUCAAUGAGGAGGAUCUCAAGACCCCGCCGGCACCCGCACCAAAGGACUUGCCUCUGGCCGACAAUGCUGAGCCUCUCGAUGAUCGACGCACAGACGAGGGAUCGACAGGGCGUCACGCCGCGGCGACGGAAGCGCACGCACUCGAGCCGUCCACUAGCUCUUCGUCCGGUUUCAGCGAUGUCAAUCUGAAUUCACCAGCUAGAGGGGAAGAUGAAGAGGAGGUGGACCUGUCAUGA